This is a messenger RNA of Sebastes umbrosus (honeycomb rockfish), 2120 nucleotides long. RefSeq names its product interleukin-21 receptor. NCBI's taxonomy places the organism in Eukaryota, Metazoa, Chordata, Actinopteri, Perciformes, Sebastidae. The transcript is spliced from 8 exons. The coding region runs from base 121 to 1512 and encodes 463 amino acids. The record is from RefSeq and is a predicted model, not a curated record. Gene Ontology annotation, cellular component: membrane; external side of plasma membrane. Gene Ontology annotation, biological process: cytokine-mediated signaling pathway; immunoglobulin mediated immune response. Gene Ontology annotation, molecular function: cytokine receptor activity; protein binding.
AUAGCUAUCAGCGUGAGCACACUCACUGAUGCCUCCCCCUCUCAGUCUUCAUUAAAAGCUGAUUUAGCGAGAGCUUCAGGGCAGCAUGACUUAGUCGAGACCUCUCAGUGCCGAGAGGUGAUGUCUGGACCGUCCGGUGUGAUGGAUCGUUGCUCUCCGCCGAGGCUGAAGCUGCUGAUCGUGUUUCUGCUUGUGUCUACCAACAUUGUCUGUCUGCACGGAAAUCCUACCACAGGUGUGAACCAUGACCUUCGCUGUGUGAACGACCUCCUGUUCACCAUCAACUGCUCCCUGAACAUCGCACCAUCAGAAAACGGCUCAGACAGCAACAGCUCCUACUGGCUCAUCAUAACAAGAUAUGGAACCGACAAGUAUGUGUGUAUGCUGACUAACAACAAUGGGGAUUACUACUGCUCCGUUAAACUGCCUGAGGACGAGGAUUAUAAAGACACCUUCUCGGAUGCUUUGAAAAUCUCGCUUUGUCACGACCAGAACAACGGGUCUGAAAGCUGUGAGGAGCUGGUAGACAAAUAUGAGCCUGAUUCGAACAUUACACCCAACGCACCGUGCUGCCUCACAGUCAGCCACAACUCAAGUCAACGCCACUUCACCUGGGAAAGUACCUAUAAGGAAAUUGUCGCCUUUUUUGACAAAACCCUCCAGUAUCAGCUCCAAUACUACAAAAGAGGAGACGAUCCUAACGUGCAAUCGCAUAUAAUCCACACCACUGUCAUAAAUUACUCUGUGGAUGAUGAGGUAUUUGCACCAGACACGAAGUACGCUGCCAGAGUACGCACCGGUCCAGAUCAGGUUAAUUACCAUGGACAGUGGAGUGACUGGUCUUCUGAGGUUCACUGGGAGACGGAGUCAGCUGUGAAUGAUCCAGAUCGAAACACAUUUGUUUCUGGACUGGCUAAGGUGCUCAUCUCCGUAUGUGUGUCCGUGCCAAUUGCCUUACUUGUCUGCUACGCUCCAGUUAAAAAGUGGAGGCAGAGCGCCUUCAUCCCAACCCCAGCACCCUAUUUCCACACCCUGUACAGUGACUGCCAGGGAGACUUCAAGAGCUGGGUGGUUCCGCAAGAGAACACGGCAGACAUGCUGAAGGCAGAGGAAAUGCUCCAAAUUGACACGCUGACCAAGUGUGCCGUCGUCGAGGAAGAGGGUCAGCCCCAGUGUCGCCACCACUUCAUGGCGGGCAGAUCAUACAGCAACAUAACCGACCCAGGCUGUGAUGAUUCCCUCCUGGGCAUCCCGUACGCCGUGUGCACCAUGGCUCCGCUGUCAUCUCCACGGAGCUCACUCCAGAGUCUGACCCUCAGCUCGCAGCCAGGGAGCCCUGAUGAAGGAGACUCCGGGUGCUGGCUGGAGAGGGACCCUCCCUGGUACUGCAACGAGUACUGCACCCUGAGCGGCUUCCAGCAGUGUCCAGUCCCAGCAGAGCAUCAUGGGAACCAGUCAACAAAACCCUGCCCAACAGGGAUCAUCAGAGUGGAUGCCAUCACUGAAGCAUAAGCGGAUGUGUAGUAAAUGCACAGUAAAAUAGUGUGAAGUUGAACUUUAAUGUUGGAAUUAAAAGUUCAACAACACACAUUUACACCGUGAAAGGUAUUGCUUCAAAAUACUCCAAAUGCUUCAAGCUUAAAAUAAAUAAAAUGUAUUUGCCUUUUGUGUAUGACUGUCAUAAAAUAAAAGUAAAUACUUUGUUUUCACAGUACAGAAAUAUUUGGCCAUUUAUAUAACGUUAUUUUGUGUAUAUUUGUAAAAUUUUUCCACAGCAUUAGGCAUGAUGUAGAUAUUAAAUAUUAUUGCAUGCUUGCAUCAAAUGAGUAAAUUGUGUUAAGGAACUUAAAAUAAAUGUAUUUUGACUUUGUUAUAAUAGUUUUGCUGUGUCUCUGAAACCUUAAGAGGUUAACUUGCUGUAUAUUUUAAAUCAUCUAAUAAAACAAAAUGCUAAAGUUUUGUAGAAAGUUUUAUUUACGCCAACACAUACAUGAACAAAGCACCAUAUAACCUUAAAGUCUGAUACAGAAGUAAGCCUACCUGCCUCAGUCAUCAUGGCCAUUUUUAUUUAUUUCAUAGCAAACACUCUGAAUAACAAAAAGACAGCCAAGGCAGCAGAU